Messenger RNA from Oryza sativa Japonica Group (Japanese rice), 1461 nucleotides. RefSeq names its product mitochondrial Rho GTPase 1. Lineage: Eukaryota; Viridiplantae; Streptophyta; Magnoliopsida; Poales; Poaceae. Gene Ontology annotation, molecular function: calcium ion binding; GTP binding; GTPase activity. Gene Ontology annotation, cellular component: mitochondrial outer membrane. The record is from RefSeq and is a predicted model, not a curated record. Gene Ontology annotation, biological process: mitochondrion organization; small GTPase-mediated signal transduction.
GGCGGCCGCACCACGCGACGCGCCCAAACCCCCCACAAAAAAACCCUACCGCGGGCGGAGGGGAGGAGACGUCAGGGAGGAGACGCCAUGGGGGUCGCGUGGUCGUCGCGAGCGGCGGCCAAGCUGGACGUGCGGGUCGCCGUCAUCGGCGACCAUGGCACCGGCAAGUCCAGCCUCGUCGCCACCAUCGCCACCGGGAGGUUCCCCGAUCAGGACGACGGCGUCGCCCGCGUCUUGCCACCCGCCCGCCUCCCCGUCGACUACUUCCCCGCCCGCGUCCCCGUCACCAUCGUCGACACCUCCUCCAGGUACGUUCGCCGCCGUCGUCGCCUCUCUCCCCAAAUCGAGCCGUCUUCGUCGCUUCUCUCCCCUAAUCGUGUGUCAUCGUCGUGUGUCGAUUUGAUUUGUGCUGGUGGUGGUGUUGAUCGAUUCGGCGUGUGAUCGAUGAUCGCCGAGUGCCAGACGGCGGACGCGGUGGUGCUCACUUACGCGUGCGACAGGCCGAACACGUUGGAGCGGAUCACCACAUUCUGGCUCCCCAAGAUCCGGCGCCUCCUGCAGUCGAAGGUGCCGGUGAUUCUCGCGGGGUGUAAGGUCGACCUAAGUGACAAGCAGCAGCAGGCCGGCCUUGAAAAUGUGCUGGACUUCAUCAUGUGUACAUUUAGAGAGGUUGAGAUCUAUCUGGAGUGCUCGGCGCUUCACCGGAUAAAGGUGGAUGAGGUCUUCUACUGUGCCCAAAUGGCAGUGCUUCGCCCAACAACUCCUCUAUUUGAUAAAGCAACGCGAUCUAUAAAGCCACGGUGCAUGAUGGCUUUUCAACAGAUAUUUUCUCUUUAUGACCGUGACAAGGAUGGUGCAGUUAGUGAUGCGGAGAUGAAUGCAUUUCUGGUUAGAUGCUUCAAGGUCUCUCUCCAACCUGCUGAAAUUGCAGAUAUGAAGAGGGUGGUUCAACAACAUAUGAUUGGAUGCGUGAAUGAUAAUGGCCUUAUUACCUUCAUUGGAUUCCUUUACCUUCAUGUUGUUUUUAUUGCGAAAGGAUGAGAGGAAACUACAUGGGCCGUACUUAGGAAGUUUGGUUAUGAUAACGAAUUGGUUCAUGGCUUUUCUUGGUGGCCACGGGCAUUAGCCCUUCAGCGACGACCUAUCUCCUAAAAAGAACAUAUUAUUUAGGAUUAUUGUGUGCGCAAUUUAAUACUAUACUCCCAAAUGCAAAGUUAAACAUUUUUACUUACAACUUUAUUGGUAUUGAUGUUGUCUUCAAUGGAAUAUCUUGCUCUCUCGCUAAGAUUGUCUCUAUACCCUCUGGGCGGAAAGGUUGGAAAGGUUUCUUAGCUAGAGUUGUAAUAGAUUCUUGGAAAGUAGUUAUUUCUUCCUCUACAUUCCAAUGUAAUUUAGUUAAAACAAUUUGUACUUUCUCUCCCUUAAUGAUAAUUCAGGUGGGGAAACUCUAUCUCGGUGCAA